Messenger RNA from Coregonus sp. 'balchen', 207 nucleotides. The record is from the annotation of a GenBank genome assembly. NCBI's taxonomy places the organism in Eukaryota, Metazoa, Chordata, Actinopteri, Salmoniformes, Salmonidae.
AUGGAGAAACAAAUGGAUAAAACUAACUUGAACUUCACUUGCGUGACAAUCUCUAAAAGCCCUUUCAGUGACUUCCUGAUGGGCAUCUACAUCCUGGCUUUUAUCCUGGGCUUGGCCUUUAACCUCUUGACCCUUGGCCCCAUCGUCCAGCAGGUCCGCAGCCAGAACGUCCUUGGGGGUAUUCCUGCUCAACCUGUCCCUGUCUGA